AUGUAUAGGCAAAUUAAGGUACAUCCUGACGACUGGAAAUACCAACGGAUCCUGUGGAUCAAUCCAGACAACAAUCUCGUUACGUACGAAUUAACUACUGUUACCUAUGGGUUAGUUUGUUCGCCAUUUUUAUCUCUCCGGACAUUGCAGCAAUUGAUAGAAGACGAAGGAGAGAAAUUUCCUCUGGCCGUUCCUUCGUUAAAAAGAGGCAGAUAUGUAGAUGAUAUAUUUGGAGGAGUCGAUACCAUCGAUAAGGCUCAAGAGAUAGCCCAUCAACUAAAUCAUCUCUGCAUGGCGGGCGGUUUUCGACUACAGAAAUGGAUAAGUAAUCAUUCUGCCGUUUUAACAUCAAUUCCGAAGGAAUAUCAAAUAACUUCUACGAACUUCCAAAUUGAGGAUAAUGCAAUUGUUCACGCUCUAGGAUUGUGUUGGCAACCGUCAACCGACACAUUUCAAUUCACAUUAAAAUUUCCUCCCACAAAGGUUUUAACAAAGCGAACAGUCCUAUCUACCAUAUCCACCUUGUUCGAUCCUAUAGGAUUACUGUCUCCUAUCACGAUCACCGCAAAGAUUUUCAUGCAAGAAUUGUGGACCCUUCGAUUGAGCUGGGAUGAUCUUCUGCCGGUCAAUGCAGCAACAAAGUGGAAUAAUUUCCUUACAGCACUGAAAGACAUGCCUCAAUUUAACUUCCCACGAUGGCUUGGAGGCCAAGCCAAUAGUACAGUGGAAAUUCAUGGAUUUUGUGACGCUUCACAACACGCCAUGGCGGCAAGUGUUUACCUGCGAACCACCAAUGAAGAUGGAAGCGUGACUACCAACCUAAUCGCAUCAAAAACCAAAGUUGCACCCUUAAAGCGACUCACGAUUCCACGGCUUGAACUCUCCAGUGCCAUCAUUUUAACAAAGCUUGUGGUUCAUAUCUUGAGGAUACUUGACGACGAGAAUGUCGUUAGUAGG
Vollenhovia emeryi is the source of this 957-nucleotide messenger RNA. RefSeq lists its product as uncharacterized. The record is from RefSeq and is a predicted model, not a curated record. The annotation marks the transcript as partial. NCBI's taxonomy places the organism in Eukaryota, Metazoa, Arthropoda, Insecta, Hymenoptera, Formicidae. The transcript has a single exon.